GAUGAAUCAUUUUUCGGGGUUUCAGUUCAUCUUCUUGAUGAAGCAGUUUGUUUGGGUUUCACCUAUCGAAGACGUCAUUUCAAAGUGGCCGGGGGAAAAGCAACAUUUCUUCCACCAACGUCUUCAAUACAUUGCCAGGCGGCUCUGCAUGACAAUUUGUCAUCUCUGCUGCUCGCCAGAUGCCCUCAUCAAUUCUCUUGAGUGUCUGCAGGCCGAGGGGUAUGCACGGAAAUCGCUUCUCUAAGAAUCGGCGAGAGAACAAGUUUCUCUUCUCCUUCUUAGUCGGUCUUUCUGUACGACGUAUCUCGGUUGCCUGUCAACUACGAUAGGCAACACAGCCUGGCAAUAAAACUGGGAAAUUUGAGCGACACUGCUGCUCUAGCAACCGUGUUCUUCUCCGACACGCUUUCUUUUUGCUUGAUGU
Messenger RNA from Trichoderma atroviride IMI 206040, 424 nucleotides. The record is from RefSeq and is a predicted model, not a curated record. Lineage: Eukaryota; Fungi; Ascomycota; Sordariomycetes; Hypocreales; Hypocreaceae.